Molecule: messenger RNA, 1845 nt
Organism: Rhinocladiella mackenziei CBS 650.93
Lineage: Eukaryota; Fungi; Ascomycota; Eurotiomycetes; Chaetothyriales; Herpotrichiellaceae
Exons: 2
Coding region: 1-1845 (614 amino acids)
Biological process (GO): transmembrane transport
Cellular component (GO): membrane
Molecular function (GO): transmembrane transporter activity
Source: RefSeq, a predicted model, not a curated record
AUGUCUGACAAAACAGAGGAAGCGUGUGCCACCACUGUCGAAACGGCCCAACCGCAGCCGAACCAUGCGAGACGCGGCGCCCACAUCGACGACGAAGGGGCCCUCGUCACUGACGAGGCUGGAUAUGUGACCGAAGCCGACGCCUUGCCCCGGAGCUACUAUCGCAGCAAGUUUUUCAUUGGAACCUUUGCCGCGCUGGGCACCGGACUCAUGGCAGGCACCGGGGCAUUUGGGUAUUCUGCCCCCAUCCUCACCACCAUCAACCAAGACAUCGGACCAGAUCCCAACUACAUUUGGAUCUCCUACGUCUACAACACCUGCCUCGCCGUCACGCUGCCUGUGCUGGGCCAACUGUCCGACAUCUUUGGACGACGAUACUUCUAUAUCGGUGGCGCAGGACUGGGAAUCGUGGGAUCCAUCGUCUGCUCUCAGGCACACAACAUCCCCGUGCUGAUUGGGGGCAACGUGCUCCUGGGGAUCGCCUCCGCCACGCAACUCUCCUAUCACUAUGUGCUGGGCGAGCUGUUGCCGACAAAGUACCGCUACUUCGGCGUUGGUACGCUGUACAUGUGCUCCUACGCCGGCUCAGGAUUCUCCCCGGCGAUUGCCAACGCUUUCAUCCUCGGAUAUCCCAACGUUGGCUGGCGCGGCAUAUACUACCUCCUGUUCGCACUGAACGCGACCUCAUGUGCCCUGUGGACCACCUUCUACUUCCCUCCCAACUUCCGACAAAAACACGGACGUGGGUCCAAGCUCUACUGGAUCAAACAUUUCGACUACCUCGGCCUGUUCCUCCUCGUGGGCGGGUUUGUCGUCUUCCUGUUCGGCAUCUCCGUCGGCGGCACCCAGUAUCCUUGGAAUUCUGCACCACCCAUUGUCAUGAUCCUUCUUGGGUUUUUGACGCUGGUCGCGCUUGGGCUGUGGUCGGUGUAUUUCCCCAAGCGAGAGUCGGUCAUUCCUUACCAGCAUUUCACCAAUUUUGGCUGGCUUGCGUGCGUGAUGGUGGGUGGGUUCGCCGCCACCGUUUACUAUGCCGGCGCCAUUCUCUGGCCGAUGCAGGUGUACAGCCUCUACGCCGAAGGAGACCUCACCUAUGGCGGAUAUCUGUCUUCUAUGCCGGGCCUUGGUCAGAUCACGGGCGGAGUGGUGUUCGGCUGGCUGGUCCAGAAGAUAGGCUGGCAGAAAUACCAGGUCGUGGGCUCCUUUUUCGCCGGUAGCGCAUUUACAACGAGUCUCGCGGCGGUCACAUUGAACAACAAAGUUGCCAUGGCGGUUUGCGUAUUUGUGGGCAACCUGUUUCUUGGAUGGGCCGAGAUUGUCUGCCUCCUGAAUGCCACCAUCUUGAUCAAAGACCAGCGAGAGAUCGGCUCUGCAGGUGGCCUAGCCGUCGCCAUUCGUACUGCCAUCUCGGCCAUCGGCACUGUGGUGUUCAGCACCGUGUUGACGAAUCGGCUGACAAGUACGGUCCCGAACAUGGUAGGACCCGCCGUCGUUGACGCCGGCCUCCCCCAAUCGAGUGUUCCGGCAUUUCUCCAGGCUCUUCAAGUCGGCACCGCCGAAGCAUUUUCCAAAGUUCCAGGCGUUACCCAGAGUAUCAUUGCGGACGGGGUCCUGGCUAACAAAGAGGCAUAUGUGGCAUCAUUUCGAACCGUAUACCUCGUCAGCAUCACGUUUGCGGGACUGGGAGUAAUCUUGUCGCUCUUCACGCCGAACAUGAAGUGGUAUCUGAAUGACAAAGUGGCCUCUGUCCUGCAGGCAGAUCAGCUUGGGAAGGUGGACGUGGAGACGGCCCCAAUCGGCGGCGUAAAUGGAAGGACGGAAGAACCUUCCAAGCAUGAGCAAUGA